UCUAGUCCAACCUGCUCACUUUGCCCAGAAGCCAAUUGAGGUCCAGAAAGGGGAAGGGGCUGGCCCAAUGUCAUUACAGCCAGGUCCUUGGCUGCUGGACUCUUGAAACUACUUCUAGCUCCAGAGCCCAUUUAUUUUGCCUCACCAAGUUGCCAACGGUUUGUUGGGCACCGGUGACUGAAAUAAGUCACUUCCUCAUUCAGGAAAGGUAUUUAGUCAUGUCUAAGGAUAAUAGUGAUAAUAAUAACAACAAUUCACAUUUCUAUAGGGCCCUAGCUUUGCAAAGCCCUCCCAGUAAAUGAAAAAUCAUUUAUAUAUCCACUUACAAUGUGCUAAGGAGCUCACACUCUAAUUGGGAGGAGUGUCCCAAACAUCUUAGUGCUAGUGUAGUUUUAAGAGUUUAAAAUUGCAGGAUAGAUGUUUGGAAUACAUUGGAAUAUUAAAGAAAACUUGGCUGUAAGCAGACGGAAGAGCCUGGAAAUCCUAAGGGAGCAGGAAUGCUUUGUGGCAUCUCUGCUGCCUCGUGAGCAAUUAAACAUGCAAAUAGCCCCUCAGAAGUCAAACUAAAUUCGAAGAAGACUCUCUUUAGAAGAAUGGCAUGUAUCAUGGAGAGCAAGAUUGUGGGAAAAGAAAAACAGCAACAUAGCUUGACUUUACUCAGCAAAAUUAAGAACAUGAAAGAAUUAGCGGAAAUGAUAGAUGUAGUACUCGUAGCAGAAGGGGAGAAAUUUCCCUGCCACCGGCUGAUUUUGGCUGCCUUUAGCCCUUAUUUCAAAGCUAUGUUCACCUGUGGUUUGCUUGAAUGCGCUCAGAGGGAAGUCAUACUCUAUGAUAUCACAGCAGAGAGCGUAUCUAUAAUAUUAAACUAUAUGUACAAUGUGGAUUUGGACAUCAAUAAUGCCAAUGUACAGACUGUAGCUGUUGCUGCCUACUUUAUGCAAAUGGAUGAAGUCUUCAGCAUGUGCCAGAAAUAUAUGAUGGACCACAUGGAUGCCUCUAAUUGCGUGGGAAUCUACUAUUUUGCCAAACAUAUUGGGGCAGAAGAUUUGUCUGAUCAAGCCAAGAAAUAUUUAUAUCAGCACUUUGCUGAGGCAAGCUUACACGAAGAAAUUCUAGAAAUUGAUGUGGACCAACUGAUGGCACUCAUUAAAUCAGAUGAUCUUAAUAUUUCCCGAGAGGAGAGUAUUCUGGACUUGGUUUUGAGAUGGGUAAACCAUAACCGAGAAUCACGCCUGGAGUCCCUUGUUGAACUUUUGAAACAAGUGAGACUGGGACUUGUGAAUCCUUCUUUUUUAAGAGAAGCACUGAAAAGGAACACGGCGCUACUGUGUAACUCAGACUGCAUCGAUCUCAUCCAGGGUGCCUUAGAUGCCAUCAAGAAAUCCAAACAACAUUCUCUAAAUCUCCGUUAUGGAAUGGAGACCACUAGUCUUCUGCUUUGUAUUGGCAACAAUUCCACAGGGAUCAGAUCGAGGUAUGGCAACUAUGGAGAAGCCAGUUUUUGCUACGCUCCCACGACACGCAAGACUUACUUCCUCUCCUCUCCAAAGUAUGGAGAAGGCUUAGGAACUGUGUGUACCGGGGUCGUCAUGGAAAACAAUGACAUCAUUGUGGCAGGGGAAGCCAGUGCCUCUAAAUUAUCUAGACAGAAGAAUAAGAAUAUAGAGAUCUAUCGGUAUCACAACCGAGGAAACAAAUUUUGGGAAAAAUUAUGCGCCACUGAGUUUCGGGAACUCUAUGCCCUAGGCAGUGUCUAUAGUGACCUUUAUGUUAUAGGAGGACAAAUGAAAUUGAAAAACCAGUAUCUCGUUACAAACUGUGUUGACAAGUAUUCAGUGGAGCAUGACAAUUGGAAAAGGGUGUCCCCUCUUCCAUUACAACUAGCAUGCCAUGCUGUGGUAACAGUGAAUAAUAAACUUUAUGUGAUUGGAGGAUGGACCCCACAGAUGGAUCUCCCUGAUGACGAGCCUGAUCGAUUAAGCAACCGACUGUUGCAGUAUGACCCUGGCCAAGAUCAAUGGAGGGAGCGGACACCGAUGAAGUACUCUAAAUACCGAUUCAGUACUGCCGUAGUCAACAGUGAGAUUUAUGUUCUGGGUGGAAUUGGUUGCCUGGGUCGAGACAAAGGCCAAGUUCGUAAAUGCCUUGAUGCUGUGGAGAUCUACAAUCCAGAUGGGGAUUUUUGGAGGGAGGGGCCCACGAUGCCAACUCCCCUGCUCUCCCUUCGAACCAAUUCUACCAACGCAGGAACAGUGGAUGGAAAGCUGUAUGUCUGCGGGGGUUUUCAUGGAGCAGACCGGCAUGAAAUCAUCUCCAAGGAAAUCUUGGAGCUGGACCCGUGGGAAAAUCAGUGGAAUGUCGUAGCCAUCGAUGUCCUCAUGCAUGACAACUAUGAUGUCUGCCUUGUGGCCAAGAUGAAUCCCAGAGAUCUCAUUCCCCCACCUUCAGAUUUAGUAGAAGAAAGAAGUUAAAGUUGAAAUACCAUUACUGUAGAGAUGCCAGAUUGAAUUGCAAAUGAAGAGUUUAGAACAGAGAAAGCCACAUAAGUUCACCUUUGUUCAUUCAGUAGGUGUUGAGUGGCUACUGUGUGUGAGGCACUGUGCUAGUAUAGUACUGUGCAUGGUUCAAGGAUAUGCCACGCACUAACCUUGCUCUCACUGUUUGUAAUCUAGUAGGGAAGCUAAGACAUGUAUACAAAUGAACAACUGCAGUACAAGGUAGAAUGAUAAGUACCCCCCUUGAGAGGAACAAAUUGAGUGCUUUGGCAUUCAUAGGGAAGGGGAGAGGCAUUAUAAAUGGGUUGGUCAGGAAAAGACAAAGUGCAGGUAAUGGCAGAAACUAGACCAUUCAAAUUGAACUUCAAAGAAUCAGUAAGACUUUGAUAUGUGGAAAUGGGUUAGAAUGGUCCUCCAGACAGAGGAAAUGGUCCAAACACAAGUAUCAAAGGCAGAAAAGCCCAUUUAGGAAAUGCUGAAUAGGCCAAAUUGACUGAGGCUUAGGGGAUUACUUUUAUAUAAGACUGGAAAUAUAGAUUGGAGACGGUUAUAGAGUGUGAUACUACUUUUUUGGUAGAUGGUGAGAAGCCAAUGAGGGUAGGAAUGCUACCCUCAUUCUAUUAUUUCUUUUCCUGUUUUCAGUGAUGAUUAUUUUUUUGGUCUUUAUUGUACAAAUACUAUCUGCAUCCUAUUUAGACUAUGUCUUCCCCUUGGCAACACUGACAAACAGCUUAGGGAAUGCUGAAAUGGGAAGUCACGAUGUCUUAGAGCCAAAAAGCCCUCCAACCCUCUCCUGAGAGCUAUAUCAGGAUCAUGGGACAGGGCAAGGAGGUCUGGAACCCCUGAUCCAUUCUAAAGCACCCCUACUCAAGGUUAAAUUGGUACUUCCCAGAGACUUCUCAACUGAAUAUGUCCAAAAUGGAAUUCAUUACCUUUUGUCCCCCUCCACCCUAAAUCCUUCCCCAUUUCUGCCACCUCCAUUCUCCUAGGUUCCCAACCUUGGUGUUAUCCUUGAGUCUUCACUCUCCUACACUCCCCAUAUCCAAUCAGUUGUCCAGUCUUGCCAUUUGUAUCUCUACAAUGUCUCUGAAAUCCAAUCUCUUUUCCCUACUCAUAUGGCUACUACCUUAGCUCAGGUCCUCAGAUUUUCAAAACGGCCUCCCCAAGUCUGUCCUCACUCCAGGCCACCCUACACAUUGAUGCUAAAGUGAUUUUCCUUAAGCACAAAUCUGAUUAUAUGCCCUGCUCAGUAUACUCCAGCGGUUCCCUAUUGUCUCCAGGAUAAAAUAGGAAUUCCUCCAUUUAGCUUUUAAAGUCCUUCACAAUCUAGCCCUAACUUACAUUCCUAAAGCUUUACCAUGUAUUACUCCCUCUUGCAGACUCUUUCAUCCAGCCAAAUUGGCCCGGUCUCUGCUCCUCACACAUGACACUCCUUCUCCUCUCCUGUCCCCAUGCCUUUGCCCUGGCCAUCCCCAAUGCCUGGCUUCUGUGUCUCUUAGAGGAAAUUGCCAGGAUUUGGAUAUGGAUAUUCUGCUCGAGGGAAAGAGAAUCAGUGAAUUGAGACAGCCCUUCUGCAAUGAAAGUAUAUCUGGCUGCAGUGGUUUUCUUGUUCAAAUAUUACAGCACUGAGUCUCCAUGUCCCAAUGGGAUUUUAUCUUCUGGGAUUGGCUGCAGAUGCUGCUUGGAGAGUUGUGCUGACCCAGUCUGCAGAGGCUGAUUCAACAGGGACCUAGACCAGUUGAAAAUAUGUUCAGGAGAAUCUGCUUAUGGCAACAUUGAUGGAAAUGAGGAGAACAGAUGGUAGGGCUGGUGACAGGGAAUUUUGUUAUCCAUAAUGCUGAGCAGUUUGAGUUCCCAGACAUGUCCUACUGUGGCAUUUCCCAGACAUGCCCUGAUGCUGUGCUUCUGAACCAAGAGGUCAUGUCUCCUGGGAAAUGGCUCACAUGUCCAGAUGAUCUGAAGAAAUUUCUCACCAUGGCAGUUUGAGAUGGGCAUCGACUUUCUCUUGUGACAUAAAUGGUAUAGCUCCUGGCUUGUGAGGUGGGCUCUCUGUGAAAGUCAGAGAAAUGAGGUCUUCUUUAUUUUCUUCUCUUCCUUUGGUACCUAUGCAAGAAAUCAUUGUCCCCACCUACAAUAUCCUUUGGCAUACCAAGGGCUGUUAUCACAUCUCCUUUAGACUGAAAAGGCUUUUCUUUUCUAAUUGCUCUCUGUAGUCAUUUAGCAUUCAGAUGAUUUUCGUAGAUUUCCUCUGUACCCCAUCCAGGAUACCCAUGUCAUUUCCAAAGCGUGCACUUUAUGUGGUAUCACCAGUCACAGAGAUAGUUACUGUGUCCUGCCGAUACAACUUCAGAUGCUAUCAGUGAGUUAACAAGCAUUUAUUAAGCACCUCUGUGUGCCAGAAGCUGUACUAGGUGCUGUAGAAACAAAGACAAAAGAGAAAGUCCCUGCCCUCAAGGGGUUUACAUUCAAUCUGGGAAGACAACAGUUACAUAUAUAGGUACAUGCAAGGGAAUGGGGGGGAGUCAUUCGCAGCUUUGGGGCUCAGGAAGAGCUGACUGAUGAGGGCAUUAGCCUGUCUUACGUUCUAAUAGGAGAGACAGCAUGUAAAUAACUAGGUAUGUACAGCAUAUGUGCAGAGUAGAUGCAGGCCAUCUGAGAGGGGAAGACAUGGAAGAUAGAGAAGAUCAGAGGAAGUCUUCCUGCUAAGGUGAGAUCUGAGCCAAGUCUGAAGGAAGCCAGAGAGAUGUAAGAAGAAAGAGUAUUUCAGGCAUGGGGGAUCUCCAGCGUGAAGGCAGACAGAAGGGAGAACAGGACGUUGACCAGUGGAGCUGUAUCAGAAUUUGUGGAAGGGAGAGGGUGAAGGGGAGUCAAGGUUAAGAUGACUAGAAAGAUAGAAAGGGGCCACCUGUGCCAAACAGAACAUUCAGUAUUUGGUCCUAGAGAUAAUAGGAGGCCACUGGAACUUACUGGGGGAGCAGGGAUGACAUGAUCAGAUCCACUUUAAGGAAAAUCACUUCAGCAGCUCAGAUUGAUGUGAGGAGAGACUUGAGUCAGAGAGACCCAAUUAAAAAGCUAUUUCAGGAGGCCAGAGGUUAUGAAAGCCCAUACAAGAGAGUCUAAGGAGAAGUGCAUGACAGAUGUUGUAAAGUUGGCAAUGAUAAGACAUGACAACAGAUUUAAGAUAACUGGCUGAGGAGGGAGAAGAAGAUAUUUUUGUCCCCCUCUCUUACUUGAUACACUCAACGGCCCAUCCCCGGGGAUUUCCGGUUAAAAGUCAUUUGGUCUCAUUACAAUAGGAGCAAUGGGAGGGAGUGGGUUUUGUGUGCCAUGUAAGUGCUAAUUGCAUGCUGUCUUUUAUCAUCUAUAAAUGCAUAGAAGAACUAUAAAAUACCAGCUUGGCUUUCCUUAUAAUCCAACACUUACUGCCAUACAUUACUACUGGAAAAACCAUAGCGUUGACUCUACAAAUCUUUGUUGACAAGGUGAUGUCUCUGCACUGAGACUUUGGGGACAGCUUGUAUAAUAAGAGUAAUUUAGAUUUAUCUAGCUCUUUUAUAAAAUAUUACCAAAAAAUCACAAAAAAAUUACAAAAUGUCCUGAGAAGGAUUAGUAGUAUAAGUAUUACUAUCCUCAUUUUACAAAUAUAAAAAUGGACUUUUCAGAAUGACUUCUGACCAAGGUCACAUGGCCUUUCACUCUCUUAUCCAGUGCUGUAUAGCACCCCCAAUUCUUGGUCCUUCUAGCUUCUGCUGCCUUUCUCUGUGACUGUAGAAAAUCACUGUUCCUGCUACUCAGCCAUUGGGUUUAAUAGUUACCACACAGAGAAAGAAUGCCCUUUUUUUUUUUAAAAAGCACGAUGGGGCAGUCAGACCUCCUUUCUUACUAUAAUGCACACAAUAAUAUUUAUUGGGUUUAUUGAAAUGUAUUCAUUCAACAAGUAUUUCUUGAAGGCCUACUGAGGGCAAAACACUGUACAAAAAAUCUUUGAAGCAAAUGCUCAGUGCAGCAUUCUAAGGCAGUUGGCAAACGGAGAAGGUGCCCUGCCAAGUGCUCCCGGAGAUGCAGAGACUUGAAACCUAACAAGUUGAUAUUUAAUUAAAAUAAUUGGUUGCCUGCCCUAUCAUUUUUAUUCUAUUAGGUCUAGAGUAGGAGUUCUUAAACUC
Molecule: messenger RNA, 6658 nt
Organism: Phascolarctos cinereus (koala)
Lineage: Eukaryota; Metazoa; Chordata; Mammalia; Diprotodontia; Phascolarctidae
Source: RefSeq, a predicted model, not a curated record